Coturnix japonica (Japanese quail) is the source of this 6523-nucleotide messenger RNA. Lineage: Eukaryota; Metazoa; Chordata; Aves; Galliformes; Phasianidae. The record is from RefSeq and is a predicted model, not a curated record.
UCUGAUUUUAUGUAUCUUGUUAGAUUAUACCUCAUGGUAUAAUUUGUUCACUUUUGAUCAUGCAGGUGAGUUAACUAAAGUUGUGUGAGAUUUCAUAAACAUUUAUAACAGUAUGCACAGAUUAAUAAAAACUUUCAUGUGUAUAAUAACCUCAUGCUAAAGUGAAAAUGGAUAUCAGCAAUGGGCAGAGUUCAGAUGUGACAUGAAUAGUUCAGUGCCAGCCUGGAGUAGCUGGUUGUUUAACUGCACCUUCCAAAGUUAAAAGAAGUAUCCUACACCUUGUGUAAUGGGUCUGGCUUUUCUGUGUUACGUGCCUGGGUGCUGGGGAAAGUGACUUGUAGAAGUUUAGUGUUUUGGACUAGACAGUGCAGUCAUGUGGGGUUUCCUUUUCCAUUGCAUGAGUCAUCACAGUCCAGUUCACCAGCCAUUUACAGCUGCAUGAACUUGUGAAGGAGCCAAUUCUUGGACUUCCUGUGGGAAAAUUUUGAAGAUGCUUUUGAAAACAUCCCUGUGGCAUCCAAGAUGGAUCUCAAGAGUGCUCUGGAAGAAUGUUCAAUGGCAUUGAAUUUGUUUCUAAAUAAUAAGUUCUCCGAAGCCCUGGAAUUACUUCGUCCAUGGUCUAAAGAUAGUAUGUACCAUGCCCUUGGGUACAGCACUAUUUUAGUUAUGCAAGCUGCUAUGACCUUCGAACAACAGGAUAUACAAAUGGGAAUUUCUACAAUGAAAGAAGCUUUGCAAACCUGUCAAAGAUUCAGGAAAAGAAGCACAGUGGUAGAGUCCUUGUCCAAUCUAGUUUCUAAACAGUCGGUGGAUCAAUUGAGUGAAGAGGAAAUGCAUGCUGAAAUCUGCUAUGCGGAAUGCUUACUGCAGAAAGCAGCUCUCACCUUUGUACAGGAUGAAAAUAUGAUCAACUUCAUCAAAGGUGGCCUCAAAAUUAGGACAAGUUACCAAAUAUACAAAGAAUGUCAUCAGGUUCUACAGAUGACUCAGGGGAACAAAAGCAAAAAUGAAACCUACCACCAGUUUGAAGGAGGAGUAAAACUUGGAAUUGGAGCAUUCAAUUUGAUGCUGUCACUUUUACCAGCAAGGAUCCUCCGAUUUUUAGAAUUUAUUGGAUUUUCUGGCAAUAGGGAGCUGGGCCUCUAUCAACUAUGGGAAGGAGCAUCUGGCAGCAGUUUGAGAGCCAUUCUGUGUACUUUCACCCUGUUGGUUUAUCAUACUUAUGUCUCCUUAAUCCUUGGUACAGGGGACGCCAACCUUCAGGAAGCAGACAGCCUCCUUGAACCCUACCUCAAAAAAUUUCCAAAUGGUUCCAUUAUACUAUUUUAUGCUGCCAGAAUAGAUAUCCUGAAAGGAAAUUUUGAGAAGGCUCAGUUAACAUUCCAAGACUGCAUAGCAUCCCAGCAAGAAUGGAAGCAGAUUCAUCACCUCUGUUAUUGGGAACUGAUGUGGUGCUACACCUUCCAGCAGAACUGGCUUCAGGCAUAUCGGUAUGCAGACCUGCUGAGCAAAGAGAGCAGGUGGUCUAAGGCAAUAUAUGUAUUCCAAAAAGCAGCAAUUUUAUGUAUGCUUCCAGAAGAUGAAUUGAAAAGUACCGGUGAGGACAUUGUAUCUUUGUUCAGACAAGUGGAUGGUCUAAAACAGAGAAUUGCAGGAAAGUCUAUUCCAACUGAGAAGUUUGCAGUAAGGAAAGCUCGGCGCUACGCAAGUUCCCAACCUGUGAAGCUGAUAUUACCUGCCUUGGAAAUGAUGUAUGUCUGGAAUGGCUUUGCAAUUGUGGGCAAAAGAGCAGACCUCACAGAAAAUUUAUUGGUAACAAUUGAAAAAGAAGAAACUGCUCUAAAAAAUGAAACUAGCCACACUGAGUACUAUAUGGAUGAUGUGUGCAUGCUGCAGUUACUGAAAGGCCUUUGCCUUAAACACUUGGGAAGACUCAUGCAAGCUGAACUAUGUUUCAAUCAAGUAAUUCAAAGUGAGAAGCAAAUAAAAUAUGAUAGCUAUUUGGUGCCAUUCACCAUGUAUGAGCUGGGACUUCUAUACAAACAACAGGACGAGAGAGAAAAAGCCAUAAGAUACAUAGAAACUGCAAAAAACAACUACAAAGAAUACUCUAUGGAGUCCAGAUUGCACUUCAGGAUUCAUGCAGCACUCGACAGCUUGAAAGUGUCACCUGCUUCAACACCUUGAAUGAAGAGGGAUGCAUUUCAUGCAUAUAGUGCAUGCAAUAGUCUGCACAGUCUUUUUGGAAUGUUUUUUAAAUCUUGAAAAAGAGAGAACUUGGUGAUUGUUUUCUGACAUCUCUGAUUUGAUUUAUGUUGUUUCUUCAGACUUUUCUUUUUCCUUUAUGGCUCAUAUACUGUAUCUACUUGAUACUUUAAAGAAGACCUUAUAUUUUAUUUGAUAAAAAUAAUUUAAUAUUUGACUUAGUGGGGGAUAUUUAAAAAAACAGUUGAUGGUGCAAUAAAAUUUAAUUCAAACACUUUAUUUUUUUAUAUGAAAACAGAUGCUGGCUAUGCAGUGGAACUGGUGAUAAUUUCAGCCUUUUGAGAAGGUUUGAUUUUCUGCAGUACUCUUGAGAUCUUUUUGCCUCUGGAACAACAGUGCAAUGGCUGCAGUAACCUGUACCCAUAUUUAGUGUACCAUAUUCUAAAAUUUGUAUUCCAGAGCAAAAAAAAAAAAAAAAAAAAAAAUCUUCAUUUUUGACUUAGUUUCAUUUUGGGAACAAAAUGAAUUUGUCCAAAGUGCAAUACUUUUAUAUAUUGUAAGGUAAAGUUAAGCAGAGCUACAGGUAAAAAAAAUCUCUGCAGCUCUAGUUCACUCGAGAUAAGUGGUCACAGGGGGACAUUUAUCAGUCAAAGAAAAGCAGGGCUACUAGGGGCAUUAAGAGAUCAUCUGUUAUGUAUUCCCUCCCUUGAAGCAGAAUCAAGGUCUUGCAUUAUUCCUUGAAGAUACAUGUUUAAACUGUUUAAAAAAAAAAUCAAAACAAAACAAAAAACAAAAAACAAAAAAAAAAAAAACCAAAAUUAUAACUUGCACAAGCAGUGUUUUCCAGAGCUUUAUUAUUUCUAUAACUUUUUUCCUGGUGUCUACCUGCAAAUAAUUCCUUGACUAAAACUGAUUACUUCCCAUCUUCCUUGUAGUGGAUUUGGGGAAUGGAUUGUUCUCUUCCUUUUCUGAAGCAGUCUUGCAGUAUUUGAAGACUGGCUAUUUCGUUUCUCCUUUUGGUUCUUGAAUUCCAGUCAGAACAAAUGAAAACUUGCAGAACAUAAUUAUUUCCCUGAUCUUUGGGAAUAACUGAUAUUAAUUGGAGUUGCUUUUGCAUCAAAAAAGAGAAACCAAUUUCAAACUUGGAAUUUGGGAAGUGCAUAUUCUAACCAUAACUUUCUGCCACAAAGUGGGUACUGAGAUAUGGUUAAAAGUUUUGUUUUUUCAUUAGUGUGUGGAGAACAUAGUCAAAUUUAAUUUCCCAAUUCAUUUCUAAUACUUCUCCAAGUUUUACUAGCGCUGUAUUCUUAACUAAAAAUAUACCUGGCAUACUGAACACUGGAACAAGCUUUGCAGAGAGCUGGCAGAUGCCCUGUGACUGUUGGUGUUCAAGAGGCAUUUGGAUACUGCCCGCAAUAAUAUGUUUUAACUUCUGGUUGGCCCUGGAGAGCUCAAGCAGUUGGACAAGAUGAUCAUUGAAGGCUGCUUCCAACUGUUCUGUUAUGCACUAUUCUAUUCUUUUCUGUUCAUCCCCCGUAACUGUUCUGUCACAAAUUAUUGCAAACCUUGCCAAUCUCAAUAUUUUAAUAAUUCUGGUUUAUUUGUUUUCCUGUGAUAAAUAAUUAAUAGUAACUAAGUAUAUGAUUUUUUGCCCUCAGCUGCAACCCAAGAGAAAUAAACAAAGUAGUUGAAAAAACCUCUCCUCAGUAAAUGACAAACUAUAAAAUUCUUAAGAAUUAGUAAGACCACAGCUUUUGUCCAUUACUAUAAAUGAGUAAUUAAAUUGCAUAAAAAUCCACAAUACAACGGAAAUCAGAGUUUAUAAAUAGUAGCUAAACAAAUACAACAGGUUUUUCAAAGUGGAAGGCUAUUCCAAAACCUGUUGUCUUUUCUUAUUUGGAUUUUUGUCUGCCUAUUAUAAAUGUGCAAUUAAACUGUUGGGUUGAAUUAUACACAUUUGAAGGUUAAAUGCCAAAGACACUGAUUCAUCAAUGCUUAUUUCAGAAUGUGCUCUUGUAACUUUAUCUGAAGUAUAAAAUACAUUUGGCUCUUUACCAACCAUGGCAAAAAUAUGCUACCACUGAUUAGAUUUCCUGUCCUUCUGUACACAUCUGAUUAUAAAUGAUAGGCAGCAAAAUUGAAUUUCUCUGUGUUUUGAGACAAUGUUUUUAUUGGACUAUUUGGAUAUUUUCAUUUUAAUGUUAAGAUUAACUGUGAUUCAGUCUGGUUAUUAGGUUAUAGCAGUCAAAUGGGACCACUUCAUUUUCUUGUGAAAGAUGAUGGAAACAUUAACAGGUGGAAGUUCUAUAGUUUCUAUUUCAGAUCAUUAUCUGAAACCAUUAUUAUUAUUAUAAUUAUUAAUUAUUAUUGUUAUUCACUUCACUGAAGAAUAAGAGCUGAGACUACAGACUCAGGAUGGAGCAUGGAGUAGUCUCUGCUCUCUUCUUUUUGUUCAGAGUGUCUUACGUUUAGUGUUUUAUUGGAGAUUUGGAAUAGAAAUUGAAAUCAACAAGAUAUAAAAAAAUGAGCUUCCUUAGAAACUGAUUUAUUUUUCUUGUAGUUCAGUUACAAAUGUUAUUUAGCACUGUACUUUACUGAUAAUAGAGAUUGCAGAGGUAAAGGAGAUCUUUAUUUUCUUCAUUUUAACCUUCCAAAGUCAAUAUCACACUGUGCAUGUUAGUUCUCUUUGUCUCUUCUGGGAUCAACCUUUUCUCUUCAGAGAACAGGCAUAUCAACACAAGUUUGCAAUAUAGUCUAGUGAUUUGAUGCCCUGAAGUCCCCAGCAUAAGUACCCUUUACAGACUGUGUCCCUUUCUUUGCUGCUAUUCGAAACGUAUUUGAUAGAAUCUUGAUCAAUCAGGUUUUCUUAGCUUUAUUCUGGAUAUUAAAGAAAAAACAAAAAAACACCACAAAACACAAAUCUUAUUAACAGUAGAAAUGCAACUGUGUAAGAGUGACCUGAAGCCCUUCAUAUAGAAUAGGUCUCAGUAGAUCUCUUAGAGAUGCUUUUCUGAACGCUGCAGAGGAAGCACAUUGCUAUGGUCUGCUCUUAUGCAGUGCAUCAUUGAUGCAAUAAUAUUUAGUACAUUGUGUGUAAGUUAGGAUAAGUGAUUUGUGGAUAAGAGUUUGAAUGAAAAGUUGUAUGUUCUUUUUUUACUUGCUGCGUACUGUACUUGGCCUUAAAUACAACUCUGACUUAGUUUUAAUACUCUUUAGAAUCUUCACCUCAUUUGCUUGUGUCCUGGGGCAUUUUUCUGUAAUGUGCUGAAACUUCAAAACUGAGCAUUUUCUAACGAUGCUGUUGAUGGUAGUAGGGGGAUUGUAAUGUAUCCAGGAACUGGGCUAAGCCCUUAGUUUAAGCAAGCAAAGCUGAACUUGUAAUGUUAUGACAGAGGUCAUACUGAUCAUAGGUGGAUUUUUUUUAGGUGAGGAUUAAUAAAGCAGUUCAGUUACAGGACAGAGCUUCUGUUCAAUUGAUAUUUGUCUUCUUGGAAAACCAAAAAUCGCCUUGUGUAUACAUAUCAGUCAUGUUUAGUUUCUUGGAGAGCAAUCAUCGUAUUUUAUGUACUAGUUAUGUACUAUUAUGUACUAGUUCACCACUCGAACAUACUAAAAGAAAGCUGAUUAAAGAUUGUAUUUCAUAUCUGUUCUAAUACACGAGGGUAGCAGCGGUAUUGAGAAGCUUACAGCAAGAAUAACAUGUAAUCAUUGGGUCCUGUCAUGUUUCUAAAAUACCUUGCAACUAGCUAAAGCAUAAAAGAAGCCAUUUAUUGUGACAAAUCCUGCUUAACUUUGCAAUUAUGUUAUUAUUAAUUUUCAUGCUUAAUGUCAUUUUGUUUCUGUAUGUUCUUAGAUUGCAUAGUUCAACAAAGAAUGUUUAUAUUUGCUGGUGAACUGGUGAUUCAGUUUAUUUGCUUUUAAACUGUUGAGGUUUGCACAUGUUCAUGUUUGCUGCUUUAGUAAAGACAAGGUUAGAAUAACAUAGGAUGAGCGAUGAUUGGUUUUGGUAUUAAGAGCAUGUAGAAGUGUUCAUUUUGAUACAUUAGAUCAGAUUCUCCCUUCAGGGGAAUAAUGACAUGAUUUCAUGCGCAUGCUGCUGAGUGCAGAAUCUGGCACUGUUAUUCUCAUUGUAUACAAAGAACCUCCUGCUGGGGUUUAUCAACAUAAAAUCAACAAAAAGGGUGUACACAAGUUUCUGUAUGCUGUUGCAGCCAUAUUUCUCUGUUACCUGUCUUCCAAUUUAUCAAAGUCUAGUAUAGAAUAAAGUCUUUUGAAAUGUGCAUAGCAAGUGUGAAAUUAAAAGCUGCUUUAACUUCUC